Penicillium argentinense is the source of this 1281-nucleotide messenger RNA. Its product is annotated as ELL-associated factor. The coding region runs from base 1 to 1281 and encodes 426 amino acids. The record is from RefSeq and is a predicted model, not a curated record. The transcript has a single exon. NCBI's taxonomy places the organism in Eukaryota, Fungi, Ascomycota, Eurotiomycetes, Eurotiales, Aspergillaceae.
AUGGCUGCACCCACGAUUUCCACCAUGAUCGACCCAACCAAGCAGGCUGAGUACCCCAUUGUCUUGGGGGAACGACUGGCAAAGGAAGAAGCCACCGGCCGAUUGAUCAACGUCAACUAUAAUUACAAAACCAAGUCCAGCACACCGACCCAACGCUCGACCAUCACCCGUUCCUCCCUGUCGCGCGAUCUCUAUGACCUUUCCGUCACCGAUAAGCCCCCGGGCGCCGAUCACAACCUGACGUAUGCCUACCAAGGCAGCGAGGACCCGGUCGACGAGCGCAGCCUCGUGCUCGUCUUCGACCCCGAUCGGAAGGUCUUUGUCCUGGAGUCGGUCGCGACCAAGUUGAACUUCAACCUCCGAUCACGGCCGGGCAAGUCGGAGAAAGAGGUUCGCCACGAGAACCUGGAGCUGCUGCCAGUCUACCACGAGGACGAUCAUACAUCUUCGGACGAUCGCAACGCUACCAAUACAAGUGAAGAUGAAGGCCCGGCCGAUGAGAGCAACCCUUAUGAUUUCCGCCAUUUCCUUCAAAAGGGUGUGGAGAACCAGCCGACCUUUACUUCUGGCGCCACCACGCCGGAGCCGGUCAGCACCAGCAAAGCGACAACACCAGUCAUCCACGCCUCGAAGCCGGCCCCGGCCCCGGGCCCGGUCCCGAAACCGAUGCCUCGCCCGAAAAAGCAAUCUAAUCCACUGCGAGCACCCAAGCGCCCAGCGAAGCCUCAGGCUUCCUCGAAACCGCCUCGGUCAACGCCAGAGCCGCCCGCAGCGCCGACUCCGCGUGUGGACCCACCCGAAGACGACGUCCGGUCCUCACUCUCAGAUGCGGGCACCGGCUCCGCAUCACAGCAGACAGUUCAAUCUCCGAAUUCCAACAUCAUUGUCGAUGGUGAUCUGAUCAUCGAUAUGGGCUCACCGCCCCCGACCCGAGCAUUCAAGGUCAACCCGGCCUACUUCUCUUCCAACAAUACCCCCGAUGAUCGCGAUGAUGACGAAGAAGAAGAAGAGGAGGAGGAGGAGAUGGAUAGUUUCCGCCUUCCUUCUCCUGCUAAGGAUACCAAGCCGCCACCAGCAGAGAAUGCUGCCGAGUCUGCUGGUGGCCAAGUGGGCAUGGGUGAGGAUGAUGAUUACGACCCUCUCGCAGCAGAGAUGGAAGCGGCAUUUGAAGAAAGUGCUCGCGAGGAACAAGUCGAACCACGACAAUAUACACAGACUUCGACCUCGGCACGGUACAAUGUACCGAGCGAUGAUGAAAGCGAAGUUAGUGAAGAGGAGUAA